GCCGUCGCCUCGUCGGCACGGCGCCGCCAGCAACCAGUCCACAUACCUGUGGCCAUCUCAUCAGCAUUUCAAGUGCGCCCGCCGCGACCUUGUCCGGCGGCCCGGGCGGGGAGGGGAGGGGGAGUUCUCACGGUCAAGGUCAUCGCACCGCCGGCCGGUCGGUCGGGUGGCACGCACCUCCCCUCCCCUCCACGUGGUGCCCUCUCAGAAAUCGUUCAACCUGCCCGGAUCGGGGCGAACCUCAGCCUCCCCGGGGUAUGAGGAGCCACAGCCACUGCAGGGACGCCCUCAGGGCAGCCGUCCCCCUGGUAUUGCGUCACGGCCGAUGGCUGCAGGGGGCGGCGCCGUCCCGCGGCAGUGCGGCAGCGACCCUCAGCGGACGUCACCGGGGCUGACCCUCAGCGCGCGGCUACUCUACGGGCGGCGGCGGCGCGGCGCCAUCACUCGGCUCGGCGCAGCGAUCACGGCAGCAUGGCCAUGACGCCGGCCGUCUCGGCCCUGCUGCUGGUCUGUGGAGUGGCGGCCCUGGUGCACAGCUCACACGGUCAGUCGCGGAUUCUGACCGGCGCGGUGGAAGAUGACCCGCUGAAGUGUUACACCUCUGACGGCCUGCUGGGCGACUGCCGGCCCUGGCGCUACUGCAAGGUCGUCCGCCAGGAGUACCCCAAGAAGAAGCCCACGCUCUGCCUCUACCGACCCAAAAACCCCAUCGUCUGCUGCCCGAGAAAGUCGUCGGGCGGUUUCGUCACCACCCCCAAGCCGACGACGCCGCCGCCGCCACCUCCGACCCAGAACCCGUGGCGACCGGUGGCCGGACCGCGACCCCGACCCUCCUCCGAGGGGGACAGGUUCGUCUUCGCGCAGCGGCCUCAGAGUGGCACACCGAGCCCCCAGGAGGGCCGACCGAAACCGGAGCGGCCACAGAGCAGACCCAGCCACAAGCCCAUCCUCUUCGGCCCCGUUCCCAGCGGCGGCAACAGCGAGCGUCUCAACCACCGCGACUUCAUCGGACACAAAGACUGCGGCCUGAUCACGCGGUCGGUGCGGGCCGACUUCGAUCAGCUGGAGCUGCGCCGCCGGCGGCGUCGCUCGGCCCUGAGCCGGUCGCACGCGGCCCCGCCGGCGCUGGACGGGUCGCAGGCGGCGGCGCCCACCGCCACCGAGGACCCGUUCGCCAUCUUCGACUCCCGCUUCUACCCGGAGGAGGAGGAGGACCCGGACUUUGUGCCGUACACGGAGGCACCCCCGCCGGCCGGCAGCGAGGUGGUGGCGUUCACCGAGCCCCCUCCACCCGCCGGGGAAGCGGGCGGCGCCGGGGACCCCGCCGCACCCGACGGCAAGUUUCUGCACGUGACGAUCCUGCCCCACGACCCGGACGCGGCCAGCCUGGUGUACGGUGACGCCCAGGACGGGUACGACCCCGACUACUACGACACGCCUUCGGCCGAGUUCGCCGAGACGUACCUGAUCCGAACUGGGAAGGCACUGAAACACGACGACCCGUUCGGCAUCAACUCGCAGGAGUACCGCGACAAGAUCAACCAGCAGCUCAAAGACGCGCACUUCAUCACGGCAGGAGAGGACGCCAUCAUCGGACAGUGGCCCUGGAUCGCCUUGAUCGGAGAGCGGCGCCCGUCCCAAAUUAAUUGGUUCUGCGGAGGAGCCCUCCUCAACGAGGAAUACAUCAUCACCGCCGCACACUGCCUGGGAAAGUUCCAAAAGAACCGCCUGGUGGUCCGUGUGGGCGAGUUCGACCUCAACUACGACACGGACGCGGCGCACCAGGACCUGCUGGUCGACCAGAUUAUCGUGCACCCCGAGUACGUGCACCGGCGCAAGCACCACGACAUCGCGCUGCUGCACCUGAGCCGGCGGGUGCGUCUCGGCGGCCACGUGCGGCCCGUGUGCCUGCCGCGGCGCAGAGUGGAUCUCACCGGGGAGACGACCACCGUGGCCGGCUGGGGACACACCGAGUUCGGCGGCGAGAAGUCGGCCAUUCUCCAGGAGGUCAAACUGCCACUGGUGAACACCACCGAGUGUGAGAACACCUACCGCACUCUGGGCAACGCCUUCCAGGCCGACUUCGCGCCCGGCUUCGGCGACACCAAGAUCUGCGCGCUCGACCCGACCGGCCGCGGCCGCGACUCGUGUCAGGGCGACUCGGGCGGGCCGCUGACCUACCGUGACCGGGCGUCGGGUCGGGUCCAGCUGGUGGGUAUCGUCUCGACGGGCGUCGGCUGCGGCCACCCCAAGUUCCCGGGCGUCUACACCCGAGUAUCCAUGUACGUCGACUGGAUUCUGGAGCGGGCCUUCCGCAACCAGUGAGCGGCCAAAGCGGCGGGCGGUGGAGCUCGUGGGCCUCGGUGUUCCGGUGUCGAUUGCGCUCGCGUUGGAUUUGAUUGCCUGCGAGGUGUCAAAUCAUGUCAGUUGUGUCUUGUUUUGUUGACUUAUCCAAGAUGGUGCGCACUUAGUAUAUUUCUUGGAUGUACCCCAUAGUUAUCAUUAUGAAUGAGAAUGUGGCUAUAUCUGCCACUUGCACGUGACGGCGAGGCUUAGCGAUUAAGCGCAAAAUCACCGAAUUGUCAAAAGUGCAAGUUUUUGUGUGUGCCAGAACCAGGGCUGCGGAGUCGGAGUCGGAGUCGGAGUCGGUCGGAGUCGACAGUUGUGACCGGAGUCGGAGUCGGAGUCGGAGUCGAUUUUAGAAACCCGAGCCGGAGUCGGAGUCGGAGUCACCGAAAAUCUGUCGACUCCGCAGCCCUGCUAGGUCUGCGGAGUCGGAGUCGGGAGUUGGAGUCGGUCGGAUUCGACAAUUCUGCCCGGAGUCGGAGUCGGAGCUGGUUUUUGAAAGCCGGAGUCGGAGUCGGAGUCGGAGUCGCCGAAAAUCCAUCGACUCCGCAGCCCUGGCCAGAACUGUGACUUUUGAGUCGAUAACCGUUUUAUAUUUAGUGACAUCAUCGGUUAUAGUGCGGAUUGUUGAUCUCUGUUUAUAUCAUCUCAUAUUUAUGUCGAAGUGGAGACUACUCGGUGUGACUAAGUGAUUUAAUAUACCUAUUGACCUUGUGAA
Molecule: messenger RNA, 3064 nt
Organism: Amphibalanus amphitrite
Lineage: Eukaryota; Metazoa; Arthropoda; Thecostraca; Balanomorpha; Balanidae
Product: urokinase-type plasminogen activator-like
Exons: 8
Coding region: 472-2325 (617 amino acids)
Biological process (GO): proteolysis
Molecular function (GO): serine-type endopeptidase activity
Source: RefSeq, a predicted model, not a curated record